AUGGCGACCGACUUUUGGGCGAGCUCGCAUUACAAGCGAUGGAUUGUGGACCGCGCCGCUGUACAAAGGGCGCGAGCGGAGGACCGGCAAUAUGUCGACGACCCUGAAUAUCUCGAUUUUCUCGGCAUUUUUUUCGCCAAUGCCAUAUCCAAGCUGGGCAAGAAACUAGGGCUCAGGCAGCGUGUCAUCGCGACGGCCACCGUGUUUUUCCGUCGCUUUUACCUCAAGAACUCGUAUUGUGAAACCGAUCCCUUCUUGGUCAUAGCUGCGUGCUGCUAUGUGGCGAGCAAGGCGGAGGAAUCACCUGUGCACAUCAAGAAUGUUGUGUCGGAAGCUAGGUCGGUCUUCAGUCAGGACAUGUAUGGCAUCAAGACGUUCCCGUCUGACAACUCAAAGCUUGCGGAGAUGGAGUUCUACCUCGUGGAUGAUCUGGAAUGCGACAUGACGAUCUUUCACCCCUACCGAACACUCAUGACUUUGUGUUGUAAAGAAGGAAGCUCAAGCGAUUUCGACACGGAGGCAGGGGAGCUAGGUGUAGGUGUUAACGAUGGACCCCGCUAUUGGGGUACCGGGGAGGGUAAGCUUGAAUUACCAGGACCGGCCCUCCAGAUGGCAUGGUUCAUCAUAAACGAUACAUAUCGAUCUGAAUUGUGUCUUCUGUACCCGCCACACAUGAUCGCAGUCGCGGUCAUCAACCUCACUCUUGUCCUGCACAAUCCCACCCGCACAUCCAUCCAAAACCAGUCAGCUCCCGCCCAAGCUGCCGCCCCCCGGCGAUCAUCGCGGCAAGCGAGCAAUCACACCAAAAAACCUGCUCAGGACCCCAUCAGUUUCCUGGCGAGCUUGAACGUAUCCAUGACACAAGUAGCGACGAUCAUGCAGGAGAUUAUCGCGCUCUACACGCUAUGGGACAGGUACAAGGAAGAGUCGCCCAGUGGCGAGACGUCCAGGGGGUCGUUGGCGGGUCAGCAGGGCUCCCCGUUCACGACCAGCAGCGGGGGCACGAAGCGCUCCGCCACGGGAGUCAGCAGGAGCGGGAGCGUGAACACCAGUAGCGGGAGCAACGGUGGCACGCCCAUGGAUACGCGGGAAGAAGGGGAGACCGGCGAAGAUGGGAAGAUGGUGGUCACGCCGACGCUGUUGAGUCGGGUUCUGCGGAAGAUGCGCGAGGCGAAGUUGGCGGACCUGGCCAGGGGCAGUGGACCGGGACGACCGAUGGCGGUGAAUAAGAUGAUAGGAAGGGCGCAGGCCGCGGGAUGAAACCAAGAGAGUUUACGUAGUGUUUCAAAGGUACGAGGGUGAAGGUCCGAUUGUAAGUGCCAUCACAUUCGGUGGCCAAUUGCUCGUUCGGUAAAGCCGGUAAUGAACCUUGCAUGUUGCUAGUGGAUAUACAAUCCCAGCAUCGUCUAUGCGUUGUCCAUGCUUGCACCCGUCGAUGCGGCAGAAUCCAGAGUGUGUCGGCUGUCACCGUUACUAUUGCUGUCCGCACAGGCGACUGAUAUUAUGCGUUCG
Gloeophyllum trabeum ATCC 11539 is the source of this 1512-nucleotide messenger RNA. Its product is annotated as cyclin-like protein. Gene Ontology annotation, biological process: positive regulation of transcription by RNA polymerase II. The transcript has 6 exons. NCBI's taxonomy places the organism in Eukaryota, Fungi, Basidiomycota, Agaricomycetes, Gloeophyllales, Gloeophyllaceae. Gene Ontology annotation, molecular function: cyclin-dependent protein serine/threonine kinase regulator activity. The coding region runs from base 1 to 1260 and encodes 419 amino acids. The record is from RefSeq and is a predicted model, not a curated record. Gene Ontology annotation, cellular component: nucleus; mediator complex.